Messenger RNA from Eimeria mitis, 318 nucleotides. RefSeq lists its product as uncharacterized. The transcript is spliced from 2 exons. The record is from RefSeq and is a predicted model, not a curated record. Bases 1 to 318 code for a protein of 105 amino acids. Lineage: Eukaryota; Apicomplexa; Conoidasida; Eucoccidiorida; Eimeriidae.
AUGCAGGGGCAGACACCGGCGGACACAGCACCAAAGAAGAGACAGAAGGACAGAGACAAAGAGCAACAGAGCAGCAGCAGCAGCGUACAGCAGACAACGCAUCGCAAGCCUGCAGCAGCAGCAACAGCAGCAGCAACAGCAGCAGCAGCAGCAGCAGCAGUGGUGGUGGUGGUGGUGGCGGUGGUUGUGAGGUGGAAGACUCAAGGCAAUGCAGGGGCAGACAUCGGCGGACACAGCACCAAAGAAGAGACAGAAGGACAGAGACAAAGAGCAACAGAGCAGCAGCAGCAGCAGCAGCAGCAACAGCAACAGAUAUAG